AUGGCUAAAAAGAACAAGAAACGAGCAGCUAAACAAAAUAAACGGAAAGUGGUGGCCUCAAAAACCGUGGAAACACCAGCGUCGGAAACACAAGAACAAGAACAGACGAAACAAGGACGUCGUAAUAAAAACAAUCGAAACGGGCACCCAAGAAAAUGUUUUGGUUUAGGAAUAUCAAGUUUGAGACAACAACUCAAAGAACUCGGUUUAUAUCUUAAAGAUAUCGCUGGUGACGGUAACUGCUUGUUUAGAGCUCUCUCAGACCAGUAUUAUGGAAGUCCUGGUAAACAUGCAAAAAUUCGCUCAGAAGUCUGCGACUAUUUAGCAGCUAAUAAGAAACACUUUAAGCAUUUUGUUGAAGAAGAUCGAUUCGAUGAUCAUAUUGCGCAAAUGCGUAAGCUAGGGACCUAUGGUGGUAACAUGGAACUUGUAGGAUAUGCACAAUUACAGCGAGUCAAUAUAAGAGUAUAUCAGCCGGGAACAAUAUAUGUGAUCUCAGGCAAUGACUUUGAUAGCAAGGAGAGUUCUAAAAAACUGGAUCGUAACAGAAAGACACUUCAUAUAGCAUAUCAUAACUGGGAACAUUACAGUUCGGUGCGCAACAUACGAGGUCCGCAUGACGGUGACCCUGAGAUUACGUUGUCGGAAGAGGUGAUGACAAAAGAUAGACAAAUUUCAAAGGAAAAUCUGAUAAGGGCUACAUCAGAGAGGAAAUACUAUGCAGAAGCGCAAGAAGUAAGUUGGGUAUUGAAAAUCAGACGGAUGCGGGAAGAUAUCACUGCAUCAACUAAUGUCUCAGUGGGAGCAGACGACCCAGCUGCAACUGCCUCUCCCGUAGAUAUUCAUUUGUUGAUUUCUGGGGCCUUCAUGGCUGUUGAUGUUACGAUAUCUGUUACUUCGGUCAAUAGUCACGAUGCCAUUUAA
Molecule: messenger RNA, 924 nt
Organism: Paraglomus occultum
Lineage: Eukaryota; Fungi; Glomeromycota; Glomeromycetes; Paraglomerales; Paraglomeraceae
Source: the annotation of a GenBank genome assembly